This is a messenger RNA of Dermochelys coriacea (leatherback sea turtle), 6930 nucleotides long. It is a transcript of the gene ELOVL6, whose product is annotated as ELOVL fatty acid elongase 6. Gene Ontology annotation, molecular function: fatty acid elongase activity. NCBI's taxonomy places the organism in Eukaryota, Metazoa, Chordata, Testudines, Dermochelyidae. Gene Ontology annotation, biological process: very long-chain fatty acid biosynthetic process; fatty acid elongation, polyunsaturated fatty acid; sphingolipid biosynthetic process. Gene Ontology annotation, cellular component: endoplasmic reticulum membrane; endoplasmic reticulum. The record is from RefSeq and is a predicted model, not a curated record. The transcript has 4 exons. The coding region runs from base 398 to 1195 and encodes 265 amino acids.
GUGUUAGUUCCCAGUUUUUGCAUGAACCAGACUGUCUCGUUCUAAACGGUGGAGGAUUUUCUAGCCCGGGGGCUAUGUUUGCACUUGCAGGAGGUAUAUGCAUGUCACUGCGAGCAAGCAGAGGCUAAACCCUGUGCAGACGGGCACUAAGACCGCAACGCCUCCAUCUCCUCUCAGGGUGGAUGCAGAAGCUGAGAGGAGGAGACCGCCAGACACGGGUGGAGAAGGAUAGGAAGAGGAGAAAAGCAAUGCGAAAUCAAGGGUAUAGCUGAGAGAGACAGAAAGAGAGGGGGAGAGAGAAAGGGGCGACUGAAGGGAAGACCCAGGGGAAAAGCUCUUUAGAUACUAUAUUUAUAUUUAGACAUAGGAAGGCAUCCCCCCCCAGAAGAUUGGUCCAAUGAACAUGUCAGUGUUGACUUUGCAAGAAUACGAAUUUGAAAAGCAAUUCAACGAGAAUGAAGCCAUCCAGUGGAUGCAAGAGAAUUGGAAGAAAUCUUUUCUGUUUUCAGCUCUCUAUGCUGCCUUUAUAUUUGGUGGUCGGCACCUAAUGAACAAACGAGCAAAAUUUGAACUGAGGAAACCACUAGUGCUCUGGUCCCUGAGCCUUGCAGUCUUCAGUAUAUUUGGUGCUGUUCGAACUGGUGCUUAUAUGCUGUACAUUCUGAUGACCAAAGGCCUGAAGCAGUCAGUGUGUGACCAGAGUUUUUACAAUGGACCUGUCAGCAAAUUCUGGGCGUACGCAUUUGUGCUAAGCAAAGCACCCGAACUAGGAGAUACAAUAUUCAUUAUUCUUAGGAAACAGAAGCUCAUCUUCCUGCACUGGUACCACCACAUUACGGUGCUGCUUUAUUCUUGGUACUCUUACAAGGACAUGGUGGCUGGUGGUGGCUGGUUUAUGACCAUGAACUAUGGGGUCCACGCCGUUAUGUACUCUUACUAUGCCUUGCGGGCUGCUGGCUUCAGAGUCUCACGCAAGUUUGCCAUGUUCAUCACCUUAUCACAGAUCACUCAGAUGUUGAUUGGUUGUGUAGUUAAUUAUCUGGUCUUCUCCUGGAUGCAACAGGGGCAGUGCCACUCCCAUGUUCAGAACAUCAUCUGGUCUUCUCUCAUGUACCUCAGCUACUUCGUGUUAUUCUGCCAUUUCUUCUUUGAGGCCUACAUCGGCAAAACCAGAAAAGCAAGGAAGGCUGACUAGUGGUAUAAACAAGACAGAAGCCAUAGCUCAGGGUCAUCAAGAAAAACAAAAUAAAAACAAACAAAAGAAAAUGGCACAAGGAAACAUGAAUGGUGCAGCUAAAACUCGGCAGCUUAGGGACAGCUAGGUUGGUUUAAACCAGUAAGUUUAUGAUCCUAUCAUGGUGAGGACUCAUUGAAUUCUACUCCAUCUCAAAGGACUGCUGAGGAAAGACAUCUUCCUUCUUGUACCUGUCAGCUCUGAAAAAGGAAAGAAAAUAACAUUUUUGGGGGAAAAAAUAAGCGUUGUUCUUCCCCAAAGAUGGAAGAAAGAUUUUUAUUAAAAACAAAUUAUUUCUAUAUCCUUUCUAAUCUUUUUUCUGCAUUAAAUUUGAACAAAACAAAGCAGAGAGCAAACUGUUUGUAUCUAUGAUACCAGUACAGUUACAAAAUUAAAAACUUUAUCCUAAAGGGUUGACAUGUUUAGCCCCAAAGUGAAAAAUGAAUGGCUAUCUUGAAUGUUUGUUAUGGAAAGUCAUUGAACUCCAUUGUAGUAGUGAAUUUAGUGGAUAAAAGAUUGAUUUCCCCACUCUGUACUAUGCUGUGUAUGCACAUCUGGUAUGCAACAUCAAUGCUUUGAGCAGGCAGAGAGGAGCAGUAAUUUUACAAGAUUUUAAUCUCAUGAGAUGUGCUGUUGCAAUACAUAUCAUAUCUCAGAGAGUGCUUUUUCCAAGUGCAUUUUCCAAUCAAAGUCAAGGAAUUUCUGCAGUUGAAUAAGACAGAGGGUUAAAUCAAUCUCUGUUAAAUUACCUCGGCUAGCAACAGAGCAGUGGGUAGGGAGGGCGAGGAAGAGAACCCCAAAAUAUUUUUAACAAUUAUCUGUGAGUCUCAGAUUAAUCAGCAGUAUAAUAUAAAUUGAAGAAAAUGAAAAUGGGGAGGAAUCAAAAAAAAAUCUAGAUAGCUAGAGAUAGGCACUCUCUCUAUCUACAAAAUAGAGCCCUGUGGUACAGCACAUAUUUUAUAUUUUUGUGAACUUCAGAAAAAGAUAUCUGCAACCUUAAUAGCAUUCGGCAGGACUGUAUGUGACAUUGGGUUACACUGUGUUUCUGCAUUUGCUUCAUAAGCGGUGCAAAGAUGUUUAAAGUGCCCUCCUCUGGUCAUGUGGAGAUACUACAACAAAACAUACUUGGAAUAGUUUUUCUUGAGACUUGUAUAGAAAAAUUAGUCUAAAUGAAAUAAUUUUGCUGCAACAGCUCAAGUCUAAUGUCCGGAGAGAAUUAUCAUUAAUUAAGAACAAUCUGAACUGUAGCAUCCUCUGACCACUUAAGAAGACAUCCUGUUCUCAAGUCAGCUACAGAUAGAAGAAAAGGUAUUUCACUCUGAACCUCAGAGAGAGUUAGUUGAUAAGAGCCAUAUUCUUUCAAAGAAAAGUAGAUUGCAUUAUCUGUAAUAUUUCAGUCCUUACAAAGCCAAAUAAAAUGUGUACAAGUUCUUAGUAUUUAAAAAAAGCAAGUAUGUAAACUUGAUGUUAAAUGUGUUAAUGUAGUAUUCUAAGUUGUAUCAGUUUGAUAGUUUAACUAAACAAUUAGAAGAACUAGAUGAACAGAAUAGGGGUUGCUGUUCUGCAUAGAAUAUACACAGCUACACCCAUAUACACGUUAUGUGACUUGUCAACAAGAAAAAAGUCCCGUGGAAGAGAAUCACAUUUUCUGGCUAAUGCAAAAGUUGUCAUUAUCUAUCUUGCUUUAAUUUGAGAUUGUACAGUACAAAGUAGUAUUAUUAUUAUUAUUUUGGCUUUAAUUGUGCUGACAUUCAUAAAAACAGAGCUGCAUAAUAUCCUAUUAGAGAUGACAAGGGCCUUCAGUGUCUCAUUAUGUGAAGAAGAAAAAAAAUAAAGUUACAUUCCGUAUUAUGUGAAUGCUUUUAAAAGAAUCAGAAAGUCCUUGGGGGCCUACCCAUAACUAUAACAAGCAGAAAAACAAGUUUACAUGUGUGUUACUUGCGUUAUUGAUGUUCUGGCCUUAUUUUACCGUACACAACCAACAGCAAAAUAUGAUAUUCAGUAUUGAAGAUGACGUGAACUUAAAUUAUAGAACUACUGUAUAGGAGCUAUUAGACAAAACCAAUUAAAUGUGUAAAUGAUGGUAUUUCACAGAUUUGGAAGUAGAUAAUUAUAAUGCACAAUAAGCUCUUUUCUCCUGCUUAAUUUUUGCCUGGGCUGAAAGGUAGCAGUAACUGAAGAGAAGCAAAAUAAUUAAGGAUGAAAAAGGCAAAAUUAAACUUUAAUUCAGUCAGAACAGAAGCAUCAGUAACAAGCCAACGAUUGUGCCAUUCAAAUGUUCAGUUCUGUGUUUCUGUGGUCUCUAAUCAUUUCUAUGCAGGCUGAAAUAAAAAGAAGGUGAAAGUGACCCACAUGUCUUUUGAAAUUAGGGGUGAAAUCCUGACUCCACUGAAAUCAAUGGGAGUUUUGCCAUUGACUUGAAUGAUGCUAACAUUUUCACCCGAUAAUGCCACUUCUUUUAUCUGAGUAAUGGGAAAAAAUUGCAUUCAUUUUAAUUUAUUUUAUGUUUAUUUAAAGGCUCAGUAAACAUUACAAAUAAGAAGCUAGAUCACAGGUAGGUAAAGUAUUGUGGGAUAAUCUCAGUGGUUUAACAGAGGGGAAAUAAUACAGUAGACUUUUUUAAAACGAUUAUUUCUGUGCAGUAUUUUAAAAAAAUAUACAGUAUUUUACACAUUUUGUUUAAUUUGUCAAGGUGAAAAACAAAUGAUACUGUAUUUAAACAUAUAGGGCAAGAUUCAAAUCCUGGGAGCUUUGCCAUUGAAUUAAACAAAACCAGAAUUUCACUCAGGGGGUAGUACCUUACUCCACUAUGAGUAGAUCUACAUAGCAAAUGAAGUUGCGAGUAUAGCAUGGGUAGGCAUACCAAUGCUAGCUAGAUUAAAGCUAACCUAGGAACAGUAGUGAAGAUUGAACUGUCAUUUGCUUUAUCUGAUGCCAUACCAUGGACUCAUUUACUUAUGUCCUAUUUAUAUUGCAGUAUUAUACAGUAGAAUUUUGACUGAUGAAGUUUCACUGGAUUCAGUUGUGAUAGUCUCAAUUCCUUUAAAUUAGAUUAAGUCCAAAUACAAAAAUCUUUGUUUUUAUUUUUUUAUUUUCAAAAAAGCACACAUCCCCUUCAGGAUCCCAUCAUUUAACCCAAUAACAUCUAUAUUAAACCUCCGGAGCCAGCUUCAGUCUGGUGUAAUUCCACUGAAGUUUAUGCAGUAUUGCCAAUUCAAACUGUUCAAAAUUCAUGAGUCAGGCCCUAAAAAUCAUGAUUUAAAAAUAAUAAGUGAUGGGUUUAUUUUUCUUUGCCUUCAUCAUUUGGAGCAUUGGGGGGGUCACAGUUUCAACCUCUACUCUACAAACAUGAGGGCUAGAUGAAAGAUGAGCUUUCAUCUUUUUUCAAUGAAAGCUAAGACUCUCUUAUAGUCACAUGACUCCAGGAGCUCAAACUGUAAGAAAAACACUAAGUAUUGUAAACCUAGGAUAAAAUAAUGACAGUUGGCAGCAGUUCAUGGGAUUCAUUUGGCCUUCUGAAGUCAAGGAAGUUACAACCAAUUAUGAAUUCAGCCCACUGGAGCCAAAUUCCAUUCUAAUUUACACAAGUAUAAAUCCAGUACAAUUUCACUGGAGUCAAUGGAGUUACUCUAGAUUUACACUCAUGCAACUAAGAGCAGAAUUUCGUUCUAAGCAGAGAUAUUGUAUUGUGACUAUUUAAAGAAAAUAUUUUCAACUGGUUAAUAAAAAUGUCAAAAAGUAGGGUAAGUCUGAAAACUCUUUAAGUUGUGCCUGUGGGAAAAUAACCCAUGCUUACAAACAUUUGUACAUCAGAGUCACAAAUGAUUUGUGUCCUAUCUCCUAGAUAGCGCAUAAGAGUAACUGGAUGCAAAGGAGAACUACUCCUAGGAGCCCACAAGGAGAAUGUCACAGUAAACUAGCAACCGCAUUUACCUUACGAAAUAAAGACACAGCCAUGCAAAUGGAAUACAGUCAACAAGCAACCUGAGUAGCUGGAAUCAUGGAUUAAAAUGUAUGUUACGGUAGAUAUGACAAGGCAAUCCUGUCCUGUUUUCCAAGAGAUGAUAGUUACUGACAAAAACCAUUUACAAAUCAGGGUGCAGGUUGGUGUUAAAAUUUGGACAUUAGAUGUGAGAGGUGAAAAUGUGGACUAGCAAUCUUUCGAAAAAUGAGUCUAAUGUAAAUGGGUUAUACCUAUCCUAUAUAGCUUAUAAUACUGUGGCUGGUGGAAAACACUUCGGUGAAAUGGUCUGUCCCUACACAUUUUGUUGAGUAGUUAAUUCCACAGUGGUUCCUUGGUCCCACUCAAGUGUUUGACAACUUCAGAAUUGUUCUAUGAUUUGUUUUUAGCUUGUGACCCUGAUGACUUGAUUUCAGUAUGUUUGUUCUCUCUCAUAAAAUUAAGUCUUGGGAGAAUAUGUUAGUUGACAAACACUUAAGUGAGCUAAAGUCCUCCUGUAUUCAGCUAAUCAGUUUUACAUAAAAGACUGUAAAACACAAAUGAUUGUGACUAUGAAAACAGCAGCCUUUCUGGGCAGGUGCCAGAUACAGUAUGUUAGUGCAAUGGGAUGUAUCAAAACAACUUAAUUGUUUGCUUUCUGUCCUGUAUUUCAGAACCACUUAUAACAGUAUAAUAUAUUUAUAUACAAAUAAAUAUAAGUAUACUUUAUGUAUAGUAAUAAACUGGCUUUGAUAGAAGAAGCGAUUUGAAUGGAUGAUGAUGAACUCCAACACUGGUGUGAUGUCUCUCUCGUUCAGGGCCUGAUUUGAAUCCCAUUGAAGUAGAUGGAAAGACCUCCAUUGACUUCAGUGGGCUUUGGUUCAGGCCUUCAGAGUUCAGUCCUACAAGGUGAUAAAAGACCUAAAUCCUGCUAAGUUCAAUGGGUGUUGAAGUUGAUCAGCACCAGGCCAUGAAGACACAAAAGUCAUUAAUCCUUAGUCACAUUACCCUCCCUAAAUGAACUGCAAAAAUUAUAAGGAGAAAUCUUCAAUAUUUUUCUAUUAUUUUAUUUCUAUACAUCUUACGUUCAUUCAAUUAAAGACAAAAGGCCCAGAUCCUGCAACUGGAUCUAUGCCCAUGCAGAGCUCCACCAAAGUCACUGUGGCUGUACAUGGGCAGAGAGAUCUUUACCCACCUGGAAUUAGUUGCAGGAUCAGCACCAAAGGGAGCCAAAAUCACCUAGCAGGUUUCAAGAUAACCAGCUAUGCCAACCCAAGUUAGAUCAGCUUUGCAAAGUGAGUUCUGCAGCUUGGGAGGUAAUGGGCCUUUCCUAAAAUUUCAAUAUCUCAGUGGAAUGCUGCAUUUUGCCAAGUCGAUGUGUUUGAAUCUCUUUGCUAUUGGACAUACAACAGUAUUCCCCUUACAUAAUUCCUAAGAAGUCCCACUUCUUCCUAAUCUUGGGCAAAUUCAAAUAGGCCCAUCUGCCAAAAAACAAACCCACCCAUGCCACAGCUCUGAUUGACUUUUCUGCUUUCUCAAAAGCCACUACACUUUUGGCUUCUUGGAGUAUUAAACCUCAAGAUAGAUUGCUAUACAGAUCAGAUUAAAUGUGUACAAUAACUAGGAGAGAAUAAUAAGAGAAAUAGCUUUAUUUUGCCAUUUUCAAAUGGAUAUUUCCCUACAUAAAAGGAAUUUUAUUUUUAUUUUUUGGGAGGGAUAUUGCUAUUCAAAAUAAAAUUUUAACUUUUGGUUCAAA